CGUCUUCACCCGAGUAUCUCACACAGCCUUUUCCUCCUCUAUAUGUACUAUCGUUUGCCUCACCCUCGUUUCCGACUUUUUUUUUCUCCUCGUGCAAAAAUACUUCUCAACUUCACGUGCGCAAAAUAUAAUCCAAGGACAUUUCGCACCAUCGUCAUGGGGAUUACUAUCACGUCAACCUGUUCUUCGUAGACGGCGGCUAGACGUGGUGUCCAGGUGACCGCAAAGUGUGUAGGAGAGGGAAAGAGAGAAAGUGGUGGCAGUGCUGGUGCCAUCCAUUGUGAUAGGCGGCGUGGUGCUUCUUUUGCAUUACUGGAAAUCCACUGGAAAAAUUACACUUGCGGAUCCGGUAUAUAACCCCACUCUUUAUUUAUUAAAACGAAAAGAGGGAAAUUGCUUUCGAAAUAGUAGUGAAACAUGGGGAGUGAGAGACAUCACUGUAAGUAAAUAAAAUAAAUAAUCCGUCCUACCUCAUGGAAAUCGAGAGUGCGGCGCGUGUCCAUGACCCACGUCGUCGAGAUGAUUUUUCUCUUUUUUCGAGUGCUUUGUAUCGGUGAUAGAGCGUGAUAAACAUAACGAGGUAUCAGAUUGACGGCUCGCCAUGAAUUUCCCGCCGUUCGGAGGUCACUUUCCUGGUACUAUACCGAGUAUCCAUCAAUUUACGACCGACGGCUCUGGGGGUGCAAGUGCUCGAUAUGCAAAUCACUUUCCAAAUCAGCCUCCAAUCGGAGUGCCGGUCAUGGGAAAAUAUCGUCCAGAGUCAAACAGUGUUCAAACUGCCCAGUCCCAGGUGAUGAUGAACAACAAAACUUCCUACCCAAACAGCAAUGUUCAUCACUACACAAACGUUCCCUACUCCCAGGCUCAGCCUGUUCAACAAAGACCUACAAAUUCGCCAGUGAUGCAAGAGAAACGAACCUAUCAUCAGGCAACAGAAACCAUAAAUCAGCAAGAUGUCUGCAAUCUUUUGCAGGAGAAAGACAAGAGCAAGGAUAAAAAAUCCGAGGAUCAACGAAAUGGUGAGGCGGCUACAAAUGGUGGUCAACAGGACUACACAAUGCAUCAGCAUCAUCAACAGCAUGCUCAUACACAAACACCGGCAACAAUGCCAGCAACAUGGCAAUCAUUGGCAACACCCGGUUCAACUGUUGCCGAUUACCUGAGUCAUUUACCUGCCAGUACUCUACCUCUGAGUUUACAUCAUUUUCUCAAAUAUUCCGCCGAGAGCAUUAAAAAGGAAUCGGAAAUGGCGCAAACAACAUCCGUUGCAGUGGCAACAACGACGACGCCAAAUAUAAUGAUGUCGCCAAAUAGUAAAAAGAAAAAGAAGAAGAAGGCACCAAAAGAAAAGAAACCACGUCCAAAACCCGGUGAAAUACGUCUCACAACUGCUUUAGACGGUUCAACAUUGUACUGUUGUCCAGAAUGUCAUAUGGCUUAUCCGGAACGUGAUCUUUUGGAACAGCAUCUUCUUGGUCAUACACUUGAACGAAGAUUCGUUUGUGAUAUUUGUGGGGCUGGAUUGAAACGAAAGGACCAUUUGACACGUCAUAAGCAAAGUCAUAAUCCGGAAAGACCUUAUGUUUGCACCGUAUGCCUCAAGGCUUUCAAGAGAAAGGAACAAUUGACAUUGCACUUUGUCAUUCAUUCCGGCGAGAAGAGACAUGUCUGUACAGAGUGCGGGAAAGGAUUCUAUCGAAAGGACCAUUUGCGAAAACACACCAGGAGUCAUAUUGCGAGACGAGUCAAAGCCGAGCUGAGUCAAAAUGCUGCAGGUAGUCAACAAAAUCAACAACAAAACAAUGUGACGAGUAUGCAAACAACGGCAGUGACAACAUCCUCCGUUCUCCCUGGUGGACAUCCAGGACCUCUCCUGUCCUGAGCCCCGCCACCAGGGAACUUUCAAGUUCCCCAUCCCAACAACAUUAUUCAUCAACACACACCUCAUCACACGCUGCAUCAUCAUCAUCUAACGACAGUCAAUGUCGCUCAUCAAUCUAGCGUGACACCACUCGCCACCCCGAGUCACUAUCAGGCGCAUGAACUUAGCUUCCUUGGGCACGUCAAAGAUUUCUGAGAGCACGGGAAUACCUCAUCGAAGAGGUAACGAGACAUUCAAUGACAAAACGUGACAAACCUUUCCACUAUUCAUGAGUAUUUUUGUUUCCAAUAAAAAACAAAUUUCGAAAAGAAACACUUUCUUAAAGAAAUACGAAAACUCGAGGACAAAAACAAUACUGUAUACGUGGGAAGAAAUCAAAUUUUUCCUUAUUAUAGAGAGAGACUCGAAAUGAGUCACGAACUUGCUUUUUACAUGCGUGCGAGAGGCAAAAAAAAACCUAUUUUUAUGGUAGAGCUCAAUGAGUACGUAGAAAUUAAAAAAGAAAACCAAAACUAAGAUCAAUGGUUAAUCAAAAUUAAAAGAAGAAAAUACUAAGGCUUCUUUAUAUAACAUACUUUUUUGUCAAUUGGAUUAAAAAUUUUAUUCUCUUUUUAAAAUAGGUGCUCUCAAAUCGCACUUGACAGGGCCUUAGCACAGUACCAUAAGAUAGAAGUGGCAAUACUCUAUUAAUGAAAAAGCGAAGAAAAAAAAAGACAAGAAAAUGUUUUUUUUAAAUGUCAAAACAUUUUCUACUCGUUUUUUAUAUUAUACAAAGUUGACAACAGUAUUUUAUAUUUUACGACUAGUUCCAAAAUUUUCCUCUCCUGAUUAUUAUUUAUGUUUAACACAAAUACAUUUCAUGAACUCUCCAAGAGUUCAAAAAAAUAUUUCACACAUUCUUUUUUUUUCUUUGAAAAAAAAACUCUUUUUAUACGUCUAUUUUUUUUAAUAUGCAUAAUUAUAUUUUUUAAUUAUAUAGAUAUCUAAUUUUUUCGUUGAGCACUGAUUACGCUUUUAAGAAUGUAGAAAUUUUUUAAAAGGAAUAUUUUUAAAUAUGAGUAAUCUUUUAAAGAUCUCUCCUAUGCUGGAUACAGUCGAAAUACGAAAUUUUUUAAUAAGUGUAACACAAUUUUGUAUUUUUAAGUUUUUAGGUGUCGUUUAAAAACGCUAAAAAGCCACAUUGCAGUGCCUAAUUGUGUAUGGUGACACUUAUUCGACUGACGGUGUAAAUGUUUUUCUAGCAUUUAAAAAACGAGAAUAUUUGAGUUAUUGAGAGUUUCGCAUAAGGAAUAUUUAAAAAUUCCACAGAUGAGAGAUAUUAGUGAAUAUUAAUUUUCAUUUUUGUUUUUAAGAAGCAAAAAAAAAAAAAAAAGUUUUUGUUAAUGUGAUUUGUUUAAUUUAAGUAUACAGUCAGAGAUACUCAUUUUUUUAACCUGAUGGUCUUUUUUUAUAUAUAUAUUUUUUUAAUUUUAAUAUAGUAAACUUUUUAGUUGCUGUGCCAUUAAAUACUCGCGUAAAUCAUCAAUAAUUGCAAAUCCCUUGCCAUAAUUAUAUUGUAAUAUUGACAAAAAAAGCGAAAGUUGUAUUAUUUUAAUUUCGCAUUAUUAUUAUUGUAUAAAAACAGUUAACUGUGCUUGGGAGACUGACGCGAGAAAACAAUAUCUUCCUCAAAUAUAUUUUUAUAUUUUUGUACGUUUAUCCUUAGAUUUAGAACAUAAAACCAUGAAGAAAACUUUUGUUAUCUACUUAAUUCAUAGACUUUAUUUUCAUUAUUUUUUUAUAAACAAUUUUUAAUUUGUUUUUCAAAUGUAACAGAUUUUUAAGUCAAUAGUUUAGAUAUAUUUAAAAAUUCUAUUUUCCCCAGUAUUCGAAAUUUUUGACAAUUUUUAGAUUUUAAUAGUUAUUUUUUUUCUCUUUGAAGAUUUUUAUUCAAUGAAAGGAAUAAAAAUUGUUAAUUAAUUUUAUAUUUUAGUUUAUUUCUUUUGUAUUUUUUUAAGCAUCAAGCUCCUAAACGCAAAGACGAUUUUUAGCAAGCAAAAAAAGGACAACAGACCUCAAGUUUAAGAAUAUUAAAUGCUGCAUAUAAUUAUACAUAAAGUUAUAAGAAAAUGAGCUGUAUUAAAAUAUCCACCAUGUAUUUGUAAUCGUAAAAAAAAGAGUACCUAGUUGUACGUUUAGUUAAUAAGUUUGUAUACAAAAUUAAAAUAUAAGAAACUUAAGUUAACGAGAGAGUGAGAGAAAAGCCCCGUAAAAAAAAUUUUCUCGAAAGUGUUAAUCAUAUUUACGUUCGGGAAAUUUAAGGGGGACAGUAUUUUGUGAAUAAGGUGAAUUGUGCAAAAAAAACUAAUUGACAAAUAGCUUUACGAUUUAUAUAAAUGAAGGUCAAACUUUCUCCUGAUCCGAAAAUUAUUGCUUCAAUAAAAAAUAGAUUUAUAAUCAAAAAUUAAUUUCUGUAAUUAAAGACAAAAAUUAAUUUUUAGAUUAAAAAAAAAAGAAUUAUUAUCUACGUUUUAUCGAAACAUGACGAAGAUUUCUUAAAGUGGCUUAAAAUAUCGAAAACGAUUGUUUUAUCGAAUUAUAAUAAAAAAUGUUCGUGAUGUUAAUUUUUAGUAAAAAAAAAUUUUUUUCUUUGAAUUUAAAAAAGUGAAACAAUAAAAAUCACAGGACAAAUUGAUUACAAUUCUGUAAAAUGCCGGAAUUUUAUAAAAGAAAUUUGAAAGGAGGGAGUUUUUCCGCUUAAAGACAGGAGAUGGAUAAAAAAAAUAAGAUAAAAUAUUUUUAGUAAUACAAAAAAAAGGAUUUAGUGUUACAGAAAAGCAACUACAUUAUGAAUAAAUAAAAAAAAAUUAUAGGUAAUGCUUUAAGACAUUGCAAAAUUCUAAAUGGAUAAUAAAACAUACUGCGCGAGAGGAAAAACAAAGUUUCGCGCUUUUUCCCCUCAACUCCGAUUCUCACUCAAGAAUUGAAACAAGAAACAAAAAAAAAAAGUAAUAUUCGAAAAUCAAUUCUUGUCUCUUAAGUUGUAUUAGUCGAAAGAAAAUGUGAUUCGUAAAAUCAAAUCGAGUGUAAAGUAAUUAAAAAUAAACUCGAUCAAAAAGAAAAGUAAAAAAUACCUAAUUUGCAAAGUUUACACUUUUAGGAAUUUUUAAUUGUCGAGAAAUCUACAGUAAAGUAUAUUAAGAAUAACACCAAUAGUAUUUUUUAAAUGUAGGGCCUUUAAAACUCUCGUAAGAUGAAAAGAAAAAUGUUUUCAAAAUGCCGGAUAAUAAUAAAAUGCGACUGAUUUAUAAUUUUUCAAAUAGCCAACUGUAAAAAAAAAUCUGCGACUUCCAAUUUUUCCCAUAUUUUACAUUCUUCCACCAACAUAGUGAAAAUCAAAUGAAUCGAAAACUAAAAGUCAACAAAGGUAAAAAAAAAAUGAAAAAGAGCAAUAUUUUUCUACACAUCUUCGAGUAAAUUUGAAUUCUUUUUUUUUUUUUUAUUUUUCAUGGAACACGCAAAGAAAACGAGAGGAUUAAAAGCUUUUGUUUUUUUUUUACAGAAAAAAUGAGAGAAAGAGAGAGAGAGUUUGUCAAAAAAUGUUUUUUACUUUUUAAAUAAAAACCUACUAUAGUUAA
Molecule: messenger RNA, 5499 nt
Organism: Leptopilina heterotoma
Lineage: Eukaryota; Metazoa; Arthropoda; Insecta; Hymenoptera; Figitidae
Product: zinc finger protein 813-like
Exons: 4
Coding region: 602-1882 (426 amino acids)
Biological process (GO): regulation of transcription by RNA polymerase II
Cellular component (GO): nucleus
Molecular function (GO): DNA-binding transcription factor activity, RNA polymerase II-specific; RNA polymerase II cis-regulatory region sequence-specific DNA binding
Source: RefSeq, a predicted model, not a curated record